AUUGGCUCGCAUGAGAUUCGGUGGUUCUCGAUUCCAACAUCCUUUGGAAAUACAUCUCGCGGCUAGAAGUUUCGACUGCUUCGGAAAUGCUUUCAAUCAAGAAGUGUAUGCAAUUGACGUCGUACGCUACGGCAGUCGCAAAGCUUCGUAGAAGGAAUGACUGUCUUCGUGCUAUUCAUUGAGCAGAAGUAUCACUACAUAAUAGUAGGCGCAUCUAGCCUCAGUUUUAUUCUCAAUAAUUUAGUGAGAGUGACGUUCACAGUUCUUCGCGAGUCUGCGGAAAGUAUUGAUUCUUUCGCUCAAGUACCAAACUCUAGCCCUGCUGCCUCAAGGUUACGUGUGCGUCGAGGCGAAAGUCUCGCAAAUUGCGACGGCCUCAGUAACUUCAGUCCUUAAAUAUCUGUAUGCUGUGGCUUUAGCAUCCUUCACUGCAACAAGUUUCGUGAUGGUCGCUCCCCGCUUCACUGGCAUCCUUGCGCUGCUCACCUUCCUCGCUGGUGCCAAUGCAGAAUGUGCAACGUGCAAUCACACUUUGGAAGUCGGUACGACGAGCUACCGGUUAGUCAACACCACCCUGGAGUCCGCCAGCGGGUACAUUUGCACCUACGAAGAUAGCGCAGGUGACAUGGCGACCUGUGAAUACUAUGUGAGCGGUGGCUAUGUUAUGGUUGGGGAUGAGUUGUGUCCGCACGUGUCAUCAUUAUGUGAAGUGCUUAGUGGCGGGCAGUAACGAGAGAGUAACGCGCAUAAUUAUGUCAAAAAAGGAUGCCAGAGGGUGCAUGGUCAUUGUGUCGAGUCGGCUGUCUGUCUGAUACGUGAUACCUUUUCUUGAUCACAAUUCCUUUUCCCACACUGUUCAGCCAUUUCCUGUUACAUAUACCAUGUCAUUGUUUUAAUUCGUGCGUCCAGUCGAGAACGUAUCGUCGAAGCGGGUUUUCAAACUCAGUUCGCGAUGAACUACUACUUACAACUCUCCA
Messenger RNA from Suillus bovinus, 977 nucleotides. RefSeq lists its product as uncharacterized. The record is from RefSeq and is a predicted model, not a curated record. The coding region runs from base 446 to 730 and encodes 94 amino acids. The transcript is spliced from 4 exons. NCBI's taxonomy places the organism in Eukaryota, Fungi, Basidiomycota, Agaricomycetes, Boletales, Suillaceae.